Messenger RNA from Onychostoma macrolepis, 3484 nucleotides. RefSeq names its product nucleolar and coiled-body phosphoprotein 1 (gene nolc1). Gene Ontology annotation, molecular function: protein binding. Gene Ontology annotation, cellular component: nucleolus; nucleoplasm. The record is from RefSeq and is a predicted model, not a curated record. The coding region runs from base 49 to 2799 and encodes 916 amino acids. NCBI's taxonomy places the organism in Eukaryota, Metazoa, Chordata, Actinopteri, Cypriniformes, Cyprinidae. The transcript has 14 exons.
GACGGUCAAAUAGCCAAUCGCGCUCCUCCUCCACAUGAGUGAGCGAAGAUGGCGCAGGACGGUACGGUGCCCAGCGAUCUCUACAAGCAUGUGUACUCGUUUCUCGUGGAAAAUAAGUUCACCAACGCCGCGAAAGAGUUUUUAAAGCAAGCUAAAGUGAAACCUCAAGACCAAAAUGAGGACAGUCUCCUGGACAUCUUCCAUUUUUGGGUCAAGUCCCCAGAAACCAAAAAGCGCAAAGCGGUCACCAGUAGCCCUUCGGCAGUCAACGGCCCAUCAGCCAAGAAAGCAAAGAAAGAUGCAGUGAGUUCAAGUAGUGAGGACUCCAGCAGUGAAGAGGAAGCUGCAGCACCUGCCAAGAAAGUUGUACAAGCGAAAGCUCCUGCUCCAAAGAAGCCAGCAGCUGUAGCUGCUAAAAAGAGCAGCAGCUCUGAAGACUCCAGCGACUCGGAGGAUGAAGCUCCAGCUAAAACAGCAGCAAAGAAGCCUGCAGCUGUGAAACCUGCUGUUAAGCCUGCAGCACCAGCCAGGAAGAAAGACACCAGUUCCAGCAGCGAGGACUCAGACUCUGAUGUGGAGCCGGCCAAAACUCCAGCGACAGGAGCAAAGGCCAAGCCUGUGGCAAGGACCCCUAAAUCGGCGUCCACUCCGGUGUCUGCAGCUAAGAAGCAAGACAGUAGCAGCAAUGAGGACAGCUCUAGUGAUUCUGAGGAUGAGGCUCCAGCUAAGACAGCAGUAAAAGCACCAGUCCCAGUGAAGACCCCUCCAGCUAAACCUGCGGCCCCGGCAGAAUCCAGCAGUGAGGAGUCCUCCUCAGAUGAGGAAGAUGCACCUCCUACUAAGAAAUCCAAGAUUGGACAAUUCAAUGCCGUCCCGCCUCCUAGAGCACUGACCACUCCAGUCAAAGCCCCUGUUAAGACUGCGACUCCCAAAGCCAGUGCUAAGAAGGACUCAUCCAGUUCUGACAGCUCUGAUUCAGAGGAUGAAGCAAAGAAACCAGCUGCCAAACCUGCUCCGGCUAAAGCAGCCCCAGCCAAGAAAGCACCUACAAAGGUUGCUCCUGCUCAGAAAAAGGAUUCGUCUAGUUCAGAUUCUUCAAGCUCAGAGGAUGAAGCAGCAAAGCCAGCUGUCAAAGUCACACCAGCAAAAGCUGCAUCUGCUAAAACCACACCUGCUAAAGUCACCCCGGCUGCAGACAAGUCUUCAUCAUCAAGCUCGGAGGACUCUGACGAUGAGGAGUUGGCAGCCAAGAAACCGGCAGCUAAAGUUGUCCCGGUUAAACCUGCGCCAGCCAAGAAAACGCCAGCUAAAGUCAAGCCCGCUGCAAAAGAAUCAUCAUCAUCUAGCUCCGAGUCUGAGGAAGACAAACCGGCCACAAAACCAACCCCAGCCAAGGCUGCUCCUGCUAAAGCUGCUCCUGCUAAAGCUGCUCCUGCUAAAGCUGCUCCUGCUAAAGCUGCUCCUGCUAAAGCUGCUCCUCUGAAGACAACCCCUGCUAAGAAAAAGGAUUCAAGUUCAGAUUCAGACAGCUCUGAGGAUGAGGCACCUGCUAAACCAGCAGCUAAAUCCAAGCCUUUAAGCACUCCUAAACCUGCAGCCAAGCCCGCUGAAUCCAGCUCUGACUCGGACAGCUCUUCAGAUGAUGAGGAACCGCAAAAGAAAGCUACCACCACACCAAUAUCCAAACCUGCGGCUACCUCAGCCAAACCUACCUCAGCAGCUAAGCCUUCCGCUAAGGCUGCUGAAAGUAGUUCAGACUCGGACAGCUCAUCAGAUGAGGAACCGCAAAAGAAAACCACCACCACACCGGUAUCCAAACCAGGUACCCCAGCUAAACCUGCAGUUGCAGCUAAACCUGCUGCUAAACCAGCUGAUAGCAGUUCUGACUCUGAAUCCGACAGCUCUGACUCUGAAGACGAGACUGCGGCUGCAAAGAAAGCUAAACCAGUAGCGGCUACUGCUGCCAAGAAGUCCGCCCCUGCCACCAAACCACCAGCUCCAGCCAGUAAGAACGCAGCGGAGUCCAGCAGCAGUGAUUCGGACAGCUCCAGUGAAGACGAGAAGAAAGUAAAGACUACUGUGACCCCAAAAGCAGCAGCAGCUAAGCCAGUUAGCUCGAAGAAAGCCGAGAGCAGUAGCUCCGAAUCUGACAGUUCAGACUCUGAGACGGAGGCUAAGAAGACUCCCGCCAAGCCUGCAGUCACCAACGGAAAGGCCGCUACAACAAAAACCCCCACCUCUGCAGCAAAGACGCCAGCUAAAAAGACAGCAGAGUCUUCAUCCUCGAGUGACAGCAGUUCUGAUGAAGAAGAGUCUCCUAAAACACCAGCUGUGAAAACACCACCUGCUACAAAAGCACAGGCUGCUAAGGCCAAAGCAGACAGCAGCUCGUCUGAGGACUCUUCAUCUGAGGAAGAGGAAACGACGGCCAAGACUCCGGUCACAACAAACGGCAAAAAGAGCAAAAAAAAGGGGAAAGAGGAAGAAACGACAACACCCAAGAAUACAAAAAUCACCACAUCCACACCUCAGACUUUUCCCAGAACCAAACAAAAGGAAAGCAAUACUCCUUUCCGUAGAGUAAGAGACGAGGAAAUUGAGGUGGACCCCCGCCUGGCAGACAAUUCAUUUGACGCAAAGAUGGGAGCCAACAGUGACUGGGGCCAGAAGGCCAACAGUGUGCUUAAAUUUACUAAGGGCAAAUCUUUCCGGCAUGAAAAGACCAAGAAGAAGCGUGGCAGUUAUAGAGGCGGCGCGAUCUCCACCUCAGUGAACUCCAUUAAGUUUGACAGCGACUGAGGUCACAAACUAACUGAACCUCUGAACUCUCCAUAUCUGUCUGUCCCAUUUGUGGCUAUAUCAGCUCUAGCAAGCACUGUUUUGACCCGUCUACCCUCUGUUCCUGCGUGACUGCUGGUGCACUGUUGACAUGGGCCGGCAUUGACUGAAGAAAACAGGAAUAGAGGGGGUUGAGGUGUAUGGCUGUCUUUUUCUUUUUUUUUUUUGCACUCAAUCUUUCAUGCAGUUAGACACGGUGACCACAUGGUGGCGCCAAUUCAUUGCGUUUAGGCCUUUUGAUUUGCUUGUAUGUAAAAUAUGGUUUUGGCUUCACUGUAAAAUGUUUCUUAAAGUUGGCAUGACAAAUUAUGGACGGUUGUUCUAACGGUAAUUGUUAAUGUACUAGAAAUGACAGAGUGAUUUUUCUUUUUUACUAUUAUAUGUCAAAGAAAUGUCAUUAUGGUUGCGUUAACAUUUUAUGAGCCUGGUGAUUUGUCUGAUUUGAGGAAGCCGUGUAGUUAAUGACUCCGCCCACUUCUGUUUGACAGACACUGGAAGACCACCCUUAAAAUAACACAUGAAUCCUCCUCAUUCGGUUUAGUUUUAAUCUUUUAUGGUUUCAUAUCUAUGUUACGCAGGAUUUUGUAAUUUGGUCUCCUUUACGAUCAGUCUUGUAACUGUAAUUAAAACUUGGACUGAAACUCAA